Puccinia graminis f. sp. tritici CRL 75-36-700-3 is the source of this 378-nucleotide messenger RNA. RefSeq lists its product as uncharacterized. The transcript is spliced from 5 exons. The coding region runs from base 1 to 330 and encodes 109 amino acids. NCBI's taxonomy places the organism in Eukaryota, Fungi, Basidiomycota, Pucciniomycetes, Pucciniales, Pucciniaceae. The record is from RefSeq and is a predicted model, not a curated record.
AUGACGGCUCUCACUACUGAUGUUACCAAUCUGUGGAAAUGGUUGAUAAAGGUGUCAUUUAUUGGCAGAAUAUCAGAGGUUUUGUUCCAGCUCAAAGACCUCAAAGAGGUGUUUCGCAAGGAGAGUGUUUCAGCCUCAUCCACUCAUGAACCAUCUCACACCAAGUCUCCACUAAACCACUCGUCAACCGCAUUAGUCAACAAAGCGCAGAGCAAAGGCCUGCUGAAUCCUUGUCCUAGGAGUCUCACCUGCGUGCUCAUCAGCCCUGGCCACAUCUUAAGUACAAGCCAAGAACUCACUCAAAUGGAAUGCUCCAUCUUAAACAACUAAACUGACCAAGUUCUAUUGAACAUGCUGUCGCAAAAACAGACACAUUUC